Messenger RNA from Phlebotomus papatasi, 614 nucleotides. It is a transcript of the gene MED21, whose product is annotated as mediator of RNA polymerase II transcription subunit 21. NCBI's taxonomy places the organism in Eukaryota, Metazoa, Arthropoda, Insecta, Diptera, Psychodidae. The coding region runs from base 84 to 473 and encodes 129 amino acids. Gene Ontology annotation, biological process: regulation of transcription by RNA polymerase II. Gene Ontology annotation, molecular function: transcription coregulator activity. The transcript is spliced from 2 exons. The record is from RefSeq and is a predicted model, not a curated record. Gene Ontology annotation, cellular component: mediator complex.
UCACUGUCAAAAUUUGUUUGUUUUGAUUAGGAUUUUCUUAGGAAAUUAUUGUUUUUUCUAAAGAAAAUUCAUCAAAAAUCUCUAUGGCAGAUCGUCUAACGCAACUACAAGAUACUAUCAAUCUCCAAGCGGACAAUUUUUGCAAUAGCAUCGGAAUUCUUCAGCAGUAUGCGCCCCCAAGUCGCUUUUCCGGCUCUCAGACGCCUCAGCAAAAUCAACAAGAGGACUAUGCUCAGCUCUUCUCCACAUUGAUCAGUCGCUGUGCCAAAGAUAUCGACACCCUCAUUGAAUCCCUGCCAAAUGAAGAUUCUGGUCCGGAACUUCAGGUACAGAGCCUAAAGAGGCUGGAAGUGGAGAAUCAAGACGCAGCUGAACGUCUCGAAGAAGUGGUUAAACGAGGUGAAGCCCUCCUGGAGAAAAUCCAAUCGGCUCUGAGUGAUAUAGCCCAAGCACAACUCGAUAUGCAACACUGAAGCACCCCAGCCAGGAAUCCAUUAAAAUGCUCUCCCAAUCAUCUCGAGGGCGAUUUUAUUAAUUCACUGACUCUGUCUCUCAAGGAAUAAAUUAUUUUACAAGCAUGAUCCUAAUAAAAAGACAAGUUUUUUUUUACAUAA